AAUAGCUCAUAAAGUUUUCCAAUUCUGAAGAAAACAUCUUUCUCUGUUUCCACCCCAAUUCUGAAGAAAACAUCCAGGAUACGUAUAUUCGUGAUCUAAAAUAAAACCCUGGAAAUAAAAUGGGCGGGAUUUAUGAAAAUUGAAGCACCUUGAGCUAAUUAGCUAUAGUUAAAGCCCCAAAUCAGAUUGAAGAAAAUGGAUGCUGAAGUUGACAGAGUUAGUAAUCUACCAGAAUCCCUUAUUCAUCAUAUUCUUUCUUUCCUCUACAUGAAAUAUGUUGUCCAAACAAGCAUUUUGUCUAGAAGAUGGAGGUAUGUAUGGACCACUGUCUCUACUCUUGUAUUCAGUGUCAAUGAGUUUGCAAGUCCUGGAACUGUACUACACUCUAUACAGAUGAAUAAGUUUACAAGAUUCAUAGACAAGGUACUUCUGCUAAGAGGCAUAUCUGACAUAAAGAGGUUUCAUCUUCAUUGGGUAGACAACUUAUUUGAUACAUUUACAGUAAGAGAACUUCUUGAAGACCAUCUGAAUGCAUGGAUACUUGUUUCGUUAAGUCAUAAUGUUCAAGAAUUACUGAUACAGAUUGACACUGCUGCUAAUUAUCAUUACCUGGAAAUUAGGUUUCCACAUUGCCUCUUCAAUUCUCAGUCGUUAAGGAAGUUGGUGUUAGAUUUGACUGGUUCUCGGAGGAUCUCCCAGAUUGAUAGAGGUCCAACCCUCUCCUCAGUUCUACAAUUUACGGCGUUUGAAAUUGGAAACGUCAUUUACAAGAUGCUUCUUGCGUGCAAUGAUAUACUUACUCAAAACAUCUCCUUCUGUAGAAUCUCUGUUUCUUGCAAGAUACGAGGUAAUAACUUACCUCGAAUUUGUGUGUGUGUGAUAUUUGAGCAACCUUUCAAAGAUCACAAAUAUCUUAUGAUCAGUUUCUGUUAUUUCUUGGACAUUGUCGGGCUUAAUCGAUAUUGACGGUGAUGGUGAAUUGGGGAUGUCAUUGCCAUGCCUAAUGUUUCACCUUAAGCAUAUUGAGAUCAGAGAAGCUCAAGGCUGUGAGGAUGAGCUUAAGUUUCUGGAAUUUUUGUUGAAGAAUGCCAUAGUUUUGGAGAAAAUAGUUGUGUCUUUUUAUAAAACAGGCUCAUUAGAUACAAAUGGAUCAGCUGAGAGACGGAAGCUAAUGAAGAAGUUUAAGGAGAAGCUAAAAACACUUCCUAGAGCUUCGCUAAGUCUGACAACAAUCUUCCUUUAGUUUUAUUAGAUACCAGUUGAUUUGAUGAUGUUCUUGUUCUUCUUUAAUACAGAACCUGUAUUUGUGUAUGUCCCUUUUAAAUCUACUUGAGAUCUAAUGCAGUCGUUCUUCUUUGUCAGAAGUA
Messenger RNA from Papaver somniferum (opium poppy), 1367 nucleotides. RefSeq names its product F-box/LRR-repeat protein At3g59200-like. Gene Ontology annotation, molecular function: protein binding. The record is from RefSeq and is a predicted model, not a curated record. The transcript is spliced from 3 exons. NCBI's taxonomy places the organism in Eukaryota, Viridiplantae, Streptophyta, Magnoliopsida, Ranunculales, Papaveraceae. The coding region runs from base 196 to 966 and encodes 256 amino acids.